Molecule: messenger RNA, 1534 nt
Organism: Apis florea (little honeybee)
Lineage: Eukaryota; Metazoa; Arthropoda; Insecta; Hymenoptera; Apidae
Product: palmitoyltransferase ZDHHC2
Molecular function (GO): palmitoyltransferase activity
Source: RefSeq, a predicted model, not a curated record
UUUGUUAAAACAAAGAUGCCUGCCUGUAUCUGUUUUAUCUAGAAAUGGUAUGAAUAGUAAAAGUAAAAUACUAUUUCUAAUUAAAAAAAAAUUUACAUUUUGUAUGUCUUAAUAAAUAUUGAUAUUUUAAAUGUCAAUAACAAAAGAGAAGUAAUAAAAAGGAGAUAAUUUUCAAUUUAUCGAAAUAUGAUUUCAUGUAAUAAAGAUACUCUCGAUUGCAUGUGUACGCUUUAUGUAAAGUGUCUGCAAUGGUGCAUCGGUUUGAUAAUGGUAAAAAUAAUGUUUACAUGAAUGAUAUAAUUAGACACACAUGUAUAUCUAUAAUACAGUGAAUAGAAUGGGAAAACAAAACGGAUCUUGUUGGUGGUUUGUGAAAGCCGUAAAAUGGAUACCAGUUAUUUUCAUUUUGACAAUUGUCUUAUGGUCCUAUUAUGCUUAUGUAGUGCAGUUAUGUUUUUAUACUGUAGAUAAUUAUGUUCAAAAAGCUUUUUAUUUAUUUUUUUAUCAUAUCCUGUUUCUAUUAUUUUUAUGGUCUUAUUGGCAGACUGUAUUUACAGAUUUAAUAGAAGUACCAUACAAGUUUAAAAUUCCAGAUGUAGAAAUGGAAAAAUUUCAACAAGCUGAAACGGAAGAAGCACAAAGACAAAUCUUAGAAAGAUUUGCACAAGGUCUUCCAGUCACAAAUCGCACUAUAAAAGGAGUAAUUCGUUUUUGUGAGAAAUGUCAAUUAAUUAAACCAGAUCGAGCACACCAUUGUAGUGUAUGUAGUACAUGUGUUUUAAAAAUGGAUCAUCAUUGUCCAUGGGUGAAUAAUUGUAUAGGAUUUCACAAUUAUAAAUUCUUCAUGUUGUUUUUGGCAUAUGCUCUUCUUUAUUGUAUAUUUAUUACUGCUACAUCUUUACAAUAUCUUAUACGUUUUUGGAAAGGGGAAUUAGAUGGAAUGGGUAGAUUUCAUCUACUUUUCUUAUUCUUUGUUGCAUUGAUGUUUGCAGUUAGUUUAAAUUCUCUUUUUUUUUAUCAUUGCUAUCUUGUUUUACAUAAUAGGUCUACAUUAGAAGCAUUUACACCACCUAUGUUCCGUACAGGAAAGGAUAAAGAUGGUUUUAGUCUUGGAAAGUAUAAUAAUUUCCAAGAAGUAUUUGGUGAUAAUCCUAAAUUAUGGUUCCUUCCUAUUUUUACUAGUCUUGGAAAUGGUGUCACCUAUCCAGUACGUGCGCAACAUCAAGGCACAUCGAAUACUUAUGACUCCAUGGGCAGUACCCGAAACAGUUUUGGCGAUGGGAUAAACUUCCUGAACGGCUGUGCAAUGAAGAUACACAUACUUUGUUGGGACAUACUACCCAACAAUGGGGUGAUGAGACUGAACUUGACUCUCCACCUCCUUAUGGGUCACAAUCAGCACUACUGUGAUAGGCCAUGCAAUGGAUGCCAAUCAACCAUUGGUGAAUACAACUGAAAUUGUUUGAAAUAACAUUUUAAAAUUUAUUUAUUUUUAUUAUAACAAAUAUUUUUUGAGAAUAAUAGAAUUUGAUUU